Ustilaginoidea virens is the source of this 513-nucleotide messenger RNA. RefSeq lists its product as uncharacterized. Lineage: Eukaryota; Fungi; Ascomycota; Sordariomycetes; Hypocreales; Clavicipitaceae. The transcript has a single exon. Bases 1 to 513 code for a protein of 170 amino acids. The record is from RefSeq and is a predicted model, not a curated record.
AUGUAUACCGACAGCAAGCUCAUCAUCCUGGCGGCCCUGGCAGCCACCGCCCUCUCCUCCCGCUUGCAGCCUCGCCAGACGGCCGAUUUAAAUGCGUGCCUCCAAGUCAUCAAGACGGUCCCCACUCCGCCCCCUGCCAUCCUCUCGGUCCUGCUCGACGAGUCCGUCACCGCGACGGACGCCUGCUCCCUCAGCGUCCCCAGCAGCCUGAGCGGCCAGUGGGCCAGCUACACCGCCGCCCAGUACUCGUGGUACAAGGCCAACGAGGGCCAGCUCAAGUCCAACUGCGCCGCAUAUUCAGAGUACUUGACGGAGACGGGUCGCGGCUGCAGCGGUGCCGCCGCCAUCGCCUCUGCUACCGGCUCUGCCGCUACUACUCCUACCUCCUCUGUCACCGGCACCGCUACGGGGACGGCCUCCACGACCCCGGCAACCAAGACGAACGGCGCGGCUCGUGACGGCGGCGUGGCUGCUGCCGCCCUCGCUGUUGGCUUGGCCCUUGCGGUUCUGUAA